This is a messenger RNA of Sardina pilchardus (European sardine), 5007 nucleotides long. RefSeq names its product pre-B-cell leukemia homeobox 1b (gene pbx1b). Bases 437 to 1726 code for a protein of 429 amino acids. NCBI's taxonomy places the organism in Eukaryota, Metazoa, Chordata, Actinopteri, Clupeiformes, Clupeidae. Gene Ontology annotation, molecular function: DNA-binding transcription factor activity, RNA polymerase II-specific; RNA polymerase II cis-regulatory region sequence-specific DNA binding. The record is from RefSeq and is a predicted model, not a curated record. The transcript has 9 exons. Gene Ontology annotation, cellular component: nucleus. Gene Ontology annotation, biological process: eye development; animal organ morphogenesis; brain development.
ACAAAAGCAAGGGGAUGAAACAAGUCGAAAUAACCUAUAUCUAAAGGUCUGAAACCCUCUUCCCUCCGACGCAGCACUGUCUAUCGGGUGGAACGGUUGCACACCGGGAACCAGACACCGUUAUAACGCGGGAGAAAGCACGCGCCGAAAUUACAGUUUCAGCUCCUUGCUCCUCACGCAUAGACACAGUGGGUCAAGGCAGUAUUUCAGAUCAGGUUUCACAUUUAGCUCAAGACCAGCUGGGAGAGAGCGAGUCAGAGGGUUUGCCUUUCCCCUAACCGUCUCUUGCUACGGCGAAAACAUAAGAGGAGUCAGCAAGGGGAGGAUCGGUGUGGACUCAGCAUAGCUCCGAAGGAAUUUCCGUGCGUAUUCUUGUAGUUUACAGGGGAGUAACGCGAGCGAAGCGGCGGUGAGAUACAGCAUUAAUUCGAGCGACAUGGACGAGCAGUCCCGGUUGAUGCACUCUCACGCGGGAGUAGGGAUGACAGGGCACCCCGGCCUGUCUCAGCACAUGCAGGAGGGCACCGGAGGAUCCGACGGUGACGGAAGAAAACAAGACAUUGGAGACAUUUUACAGCAAAUCAUGACCAUCACAGAUCAAAGUCUGGACGAAGCACAGGCCAGGAAACACGCACUGAACUGUCACCGAAUGAAGCCCGCACUCUUCAACGUCUUGUGCGAAAUAAAAGAAAAAACAGUGCUCAGUAUCCGCGGCGCCCAGGAGGAGGAGCCUCCAGAUGCUCAGCUCAUGCGAUUGGACAACAUGCUGCUGGCCGAGGGCGUGUCCGGCCCGGAGAAGGGCGGAGGCUCGGCGGCGGCGGCUGCUGCGGCGGCGGCUUCGGGCGGGGCCGGCGCCGACAACUCGGCCGAGCACUCGGACUACCGGGCCAAGCUGUCGCAGAUCCGGCAGAUCUACCACACGGAGCUGGAGAAGUACGAACAGGCCUGUAACGAGUUCACGACCCACGUGAUGAACCUGCUGCGGGAGCAGUCUCGCACGCGGCCCAUCUCGCCCAAGGAGAUCGAGCGCAUGGUGAGCAUCAUCCACCGCAAGUUCAGCUCCAUCCAGAUGCAGCUCAAGCAGAGCACCUGCGAGGCCGUCAUGAUCCUGCGCUCACGCUUCCUUGAUGCCAGACGGAAAAGACGGAACUUCAACAAGCAGGCCACAGAGAUCCUGAACGAGUACUUCUACUCCCACCUGAGCAACCCGUACCCCAGCGAGGAGGCCAAGGAGGAGCUGGCCAAGAAGUGCCAAAUCACAGUCUCACAGGUUUCCAACUGGUUCGGAAACAAGAGAAUCCGGUAUAAGAAAAACAUCGGGAAGUUCCAAGAAGAGGCCAACAUGUACGCCGCCAGAACUGCCGUGAACGCAGCCAGCGUCUCUGCGCAGGGAAGCCAAGCCAACUCGCCCUCAACCCCCAACUCCGCAGGUUCUGCUGGCUCUUUUAACAUGUCAAACUCCGGGGACUUGUUUAUGAGUGUGCAGUCUCUCAAUGGGGACUCGUACCAGGGGGCUCAGGUGGGAGCCAACGUGCAGUCGCAGGUGGAUACCCUUCGCCAUGUUAUCAGCCAGACAGGCGGAUACAAUGACGGACUCACAGCGAACCAGAUGUACAGUCCGCAGGGCAUCAAUGCUAAUGGCGGAUGGCAGGACGCCACAACUCCCUCGUCAGUGACUUCGCCCACAGAAGGACCUGGAAGUGUCCACUCCGACACAUCCAAUUGAUCCUCAUCGUCUGCCAUUGUCCCUCCCUCACACGGACACACACACAUUGACACACACACAAACACACACACACAGGCGCACACACACACAUACACACAUACACACACACAAACACACACACACAGGCGCACACACACACACACACACACACACAUGCACACACACACACACAUACAUACACUGAAGGUACCCAUCACACACACACACACACACACACACACACACACACACAAACAUGGGCGCACACACACACACACACACACACACACACACAUUCACAGGCCAGGACAGUCCUUACCUUGAUUGAGGGGGAAGCCCAGCGCUCUGAAAGCAGGACAUAGGGAGAGGGCGACACAACCCCCCCCCCCCCCCACACACACACACACACACACACACACCACCCUGGACUCUCAGCUGAUAACACCAGUGACUCGCUCAUUCUCCGCCAUCUUCUGGCUCCGAUUUCGGUUCCUCUCUCGCCUUCCGGUGGCGACUUCUCCACUUCCACUCCUCACCUCCAUCAGUGUCUGUGUCCACUGUUACAGCUGUGACAUCCGUGUACUGAUCUCGCUUCUUAAAAAAAAGACUUUGUAAAAAAAAAACAUAACACAAGACAACCACACUCACAAAAUCAAGUAUGUACAGCCCCUUGUCUUUAGAUUGGAAUGCUUCACACUACCUCUUAAAAACAACAACAAAACAAAAUGGAACAAAAAAAGGAAAACUUCAUUUUCUUAAAAGACAAACAUUGCUACUUCAUCCAUAAUCGUUUUUUGAAAAGGUUUUCAUCUGACAUUUUAGGCCUUCACGUGUCUACCAUUGGCUCUGUUUUCCAGUAGUGAUUUUUUCUUUUACCCAUUGUGCCAAAGUAUUUGAUAUCUUAUAAAUAUGCUCUGACAAAAAAAAACUGAUAAAAAAAAACAUUUUUUUUAUAUUAACAUAUUGUGAAAACACUUUGUAAUAGAUUCAUAUUUAUGAAAACAGGGCCCAAGAAGUGAUAAGAAGUUCAACUCUGGACAUGACACUCUCUAUCAUACCAGAUAUUUUCAGUUGGACGUGGAAAAGAAGCACUGAAAGACUAGUAUUUACAUUUAUCCGUAUGGAACCUAAGGGUUUCUGAACGUGAUUUUGCAAGCAAGAAUUUGCUAGAAGUUUUGCUCACGUUAAAUGAAUCGCUACAUACUACUGUAUCAACUGUGUCAUGUCCCCCAAAAGCUGUAGAUACUGGUUACUUAAAUAGUUUGUCCAAUCUGAAUGAUGACACAUAAUCGGCAGGUUUUAAUUAUGUCAGUUGUAGAGGAGUAAUAUCUAUGUACAUUUAUAAUGUCAUCUUACAGUAUUUUCAAAUUUUGUGCAUUACCAAAACAAAUUGACAGGGAGAAGAAAUUCCAUCUUUUCUUUUUUGAAAGGGAUUAUAGUCAAAUGAUGACAAAGAUUUUUCGUAUGUCCAAAGUUCCCCUGGUGCUACGAAGAUACAACUAUUGGAGCAAAACGCAGAUCUAUUUUUAUGAUACUUUCACUGAAAAAUAUACCGUUAUAUCUCAUACAUUGUAUACAUGCAGAGGAGAUCUAGGAAGGCUGUAUUGAACUAUGAGAUGGAGAGAGAGAGGCUUAAGUGAAGGCUUCCAAGCUAAGAGGUUUCCAUCCCCCCAUCAUUACACAUGAGUAUGCAAUAAACCCUCCAGAUCAUGUCCGUUACUAUGAACAAACAAAUAUCAAAUGUGAAAUGAUUAUCAUUGUUUUUCUUUUUUUCCCCUCGUAUUUCAUUUGUAGUUUGUUGAUCUUGCCAUGUACAUGGUGUCACGGCCUUUGAAAUACCAGUUAAGCAUUAUUCAUUUGUUACUUGCAUUUCAUUACUUUGAUACCAAAAAAAAGAAAGGAAAAAAGGAAAAAGCAGAAGUGUGAACUCUACAUAGCCAACAGCUUUAUAAACACUUUUCAUGUUGUGAAUCUGUGUAUUAUCUGUUGUACUGAAGAACGUUGCCUCAGAAUGUUCUGGUACUUUGUACUCCAAACCAAAAAUGCAGUCAGAAUCCAGUGUUUGUUGAAAACGAAGACAAAAAAAGUGAUGGCACACAACUACAGAAAUUGUUUGGAUAUAUUUUUUAUGUCCAUGUUGUGAAUAACUCUUUUUUUAAAAUCUCAUCUUUGUUUGGCUUGGUUACAGGACUACAUAUAUUUUAUUUUCAUGCUAGCCUAUGUGAAUUAGCCCCAAGAAUGCGCUAUGCUGUAUAUGUAGUUGUGCACCUUUUUAUUCUUGUUUGCUUUUUUAUAAUAAUAUGCCAGUAUCCAUUUUAAGAUGAUGUCUGAUAGAGACAGAUGAACAGAGCCUCUUACUCUGCUUCAACACGGUCCAUCCAGUGCCUCGGUCACCUUUUCACUGAGGAGUUAGCCAGAUGGACCUACUCUCGAAAUGGAUACUGCCUUUGUUUAACGGUGAUGUGAAAAGUCAGUGUCAGCAGUGUCAUGUGACAGUAGCCUAUUUCAUUUAGCAAGACCAAAUCUAGACUACAAGAAAACAUUAUGCAACGACAUGGAAUAUAAUAAAUGUCUAUUUUACAAACCACCAAUAACAGUAGAGCAUAAUUGCAUCCAUGACUGACGAGUCCAGUGGAGAGACCGUAGAGCCUCUCCAGGUUUUGUCAAAGCUCAGCACGAUGCAUAUGACGGAUAUUUAUUGCAUUAGAGUGGCGAUGCUGUCUAAAUUUCUGGAACUACAUGAUUUUUUAGGACAUUUGAAAUGAUUUGGGAACCCUGAGCAGGCAGUGUUCCACGGUGUUCCUAUUUAAUACCACGGUGCAGCUUCCAGACAACAUGUGUCCUUCCGAGGGUUUUCAGAGCUCCUGGGCUCUGUCAAAGUGUCGUCUUUAGGGAUCGCAUCACACUGUACUUUGACAAAAAGUCUGUCACGCCUUUUCUUUGUGUCUUUGUGUGUGUGUGUGUGUGUGUGUGUGUGUAUGCGUUAGGGUUUGAGUGAGUGUGGAUGUGUGUGAGUGAGAGUGUGUGUGUGUGUGUGUGUGUGUGUGUGUGCGUGUGUGUGUGUGUGUGUGUGAGCGUGUGUGUGAGGUCCGGGUAAGAGCAGUGAAAGGAUUUCUCAUGAUAUCGGAUAUGCACUUGGUCUAGUGCUCAAAUCUGCUUUUCACAUUGCCUGUCCAGUAUCACCGUAUUAUUGAAAGCUUCAUGUAAUGAUGCUUUUAGUUUUUGCAUAUGAGCAAUUUGUAAAACAUCAAAUGUUUACUUUGUUGCAUGUCUUUUGUUCUUUAAUAAAAUACUGCAGUGUU